GAUGUAUUCUACGUUUAUGUUUUGCGUAAAAAAAGAACACAACACGCCCCCUGUGGUUAACCGAAUAACUGGAGAGCCCUUUUAUGGUCAGAAGGUCGCAGUACAGUGACUGCAAGUCUUUGCAAAUUUCCUGUUUCGAUCGGCUUGCUGUAGACGCAAUUUUCUUUUGCUUUUGUUCUUUUAUAUAUAUUUUCUAAUACACGAAGAAUUUCUGAGAUUCUACAUCAGAAUAACCUGAGACAAGCCGCAUAGACAUGGAUUUACAAACUAAAACACCUACUAGUUUGGCAUUUCGCGGGUUACUUCUUAUCUGCGUCUGCAUAAAUAUGUCAGCAGCAAUGUCAGGUCAUGCCGGGUCUAUGAAAGUCACGGCUCCCUACAUCUCCUUCAGCUGCCCAGAGGGUGCCAACGUCACUCUGAAAUGCUCCUUUCAUGGCCACUUGGCUGACAUCCAUGACAAAAUGGGGAGGAACUGGUUCUUCAGCGCAGGGAGGAACCCCCAGUGCAAGGAGAGGGUUCACCCUCGCCACGUGAAGGACAACGGCACCCACACAGGGGUGUUCCUGUCCUCCAACCACAAGGACACCUUCUGGAUAAUCCUCGCCAACCUCACCGUGGCGGACCAGGGCGGCUACUGCUGCUACAUGUACGAUAUCAAAACGGAGCACAACAAACGCCACCUGCUGGGCAGCGAACACGGCUACAUAGAGCUCAACGUCACCAAGAACGGCAACAGCUCCAAUCAGAAGUGCAUCUCCCACGCUGCCCCUCACGCUCCCGAGGACAGCAAGGAAGGCUCGACAGCGCUGGGCUUAGCGACAGCAGGAAGCAUCUUGGGAGUCCUGUCCCUGCCUGUCAUCCUCCUGCUGGUGUACAAGCAGAGGCAGAGCAUUGUAUCUAACAGACGGGCCCAUGAGCUUGUGAGGAUGGACAGCGAGGCCCUGGGUCACGAGAACCCCGUUUUCGACGAGGUGCAACACCCCAGUGUGAAGACCCGCAGCGUCACUCAGAUAAUGAUGAGGCAGUCGUCAGAGACAGGGCACCACUUACUGUCCGAGCCCGGCACCCCACUCUCCCCACCGGCACUCGGGGACUGCUUCUUCCCUUCGCAAGAACCCAUUCCGGAAUCACCUGAUUUAAUAAAUGUAUAGAAUGAAAAAGAAAAAAAAAAAGCUGUACACCUGCCACAGAUUCUCGCUGUAUUUUCAAAGGAAACAUACUGCAUAUCAACCCCACAUCUGUACCUGUUCUUUCAUUCAGGGUUUUUAAGUUUUAAAAGACAGACGUGACCUGUAUGUGGUACCAUAUUGCAAGGCUUUCACAGUUUCAUGCUUACUGGUUCCUAUGUUGUGCGGGAUAAAGCCACUCCCGCAACACUAACAGAAACUGGACCAAACUAUCAGAGCACUCGCUUGCAGGGGGGAACUUGUAUGCAACGCAGUGCGCUGGUACGCCUCGCCUCAGACAAACAACAAGAACAUUCCUGGGCAUGGAUUCGGAUCUACCCGGGGAGCAAACACAGUCAUGGAGGAACCAGACAUCUGGGUCUCAGCACAAGGAUGCCAGACCUCAUACUACAGUCUUAAAAAAGGGCUACCUGAAAUUUCCGAAACACCAGGCAAGAAAGGACGGUGUAUUAGCAAGAUGUGACAUGGUUAAAAAUCUGAAAAUACAAUGUGUUCCUAUGAUGAGCCUGUAAAUAUAUACAAAUAUAAAAUCACCAAGUGCACAGUGCAUCUUCCAAGCAUUGCAUGAAACAGAGUGUGUCCCUGGUACAUCCCUUAUAAAAGUUUCCCCACAGUAAAAGCCUAGCAAUGUGUAAUAAGCAUAGUGAAAGCAAGGUAAAGCACAGGCAAGCAUUGUAAAACCCAGGAGGUAUGAUAAAUCAUAAUAAAAAAACUUUUAAAAGGGAUACAGUCUAGUUUUUCAGUGGAAAAUGAAGGGACAUUCAUUUGUUGAAUGUGUAUGCUUAUUUCUAAUUCAUAACACCUGUAUCCAAUGUUAGCACCUUUUUUGUACAUAGCAUUCCUCUGCUGAUUUCAAUACCUGCCCAUAAUGUGUGUGUGUAUAUAUAUAUGUGUGUUAUGUUUGAAAGGUUUCUCAGUAUAUGUUUCAUUUUCAGUUAGAGAAAUUAAGAAGGCACUAGCCAAAAUGUUUGCGUGCUUGACUUAGGGGUUUGUUUGAAGGAACCUGUACCCCACAGGGAGAAACCUGGCAUUUUGUAGGACUGGAGUACCUGUGGAUUGCAUCAUCACCUUGUCACAUUAAACAUGCGGUUGAUGUUAUCUAUCUAAAUCUGUUCUGAGAACAGGUUGAUCAGACCAGUCCCAUAGUUUGAGUUUUACCUUUUUUGCAUCAAUACUGGGUGUUGAAAAGGGUUACAAUUAUUAGCGCAGUUGAAGCGAAGGUAAAUUAUCAAACUUAACCCAUUCAGUCCUGAACAAUUUUUUGUCGAAAUUAAAAUUAUACAAUUCAAAAAGGAACUCCUUCACUGAGUAUACAUGAGAACAGGACAAAAAUGAAUUGUCGUACACGACCUCAGACUGGGACCGAGUUUCCAACGUGAUUUCCAACAGCAUAGAUUAAUAAACGCCGCUAAGACAAGAUCCCAACAGAACUGAAAAGAGUUAAAAAGAGCAAAGUUAACGACCAGCGAUGAGGGCGGUUUCUUGUCUCUCCAGUCAUGCGACGGUCCAGAGUUUAAUUGUUCUCAGCUCUAGCAGGCCAUGUGGCACAAGCGUCUUCCAGUAUCUGUUAUGUUUUUAGCUUUCUGUGCAUCAGUCUGUCAAAGAAUGUAUUGUUUACCGUUUACAUUUUAUUUGGGGGGGCGAGGGGGAGAGGAAUUAUACUGUUAAAGAAAAUAAAUCAAGUUAUAUUGUUCUUAAAUUAUUAUGUUUUUAUGCCUGCCCCCAAAAGAAAUUAAUAAUAAGGUGUGUUUCUAAUAAACUGGCCUGACCCUCACUGGUCUGAUUGAUACAGCUCGGGAAGUGGUUUCUAAAAAACAGGCCUGACCCUCUCUAUUUGGACUGUACUGUGUUUUUCUUAGAACAAAAGCUACUGCUCCCCGAACCACCCCCUUUCUUAUUCCCCUUCUGGUUGACUGACCCAGGUUUGUGUAACAGGAAGCCGGGUGAACCAUACAAUUUUACAUUUCAGAAGUUGCUCACCUCAAGCAUGGAGAGAAAGCCAGCAGUCAUUUUGAAACAGGAAGUUUGCGAAUAGUAUGUGACGCAGCUUCCUCUUUCUCAGAACACGUACCUUUUUGUGGUUUCCUGUUUUUGCCAGCCUGGCAGUAUAAGGUUUCUAAACGAUCAACAAAACAGAUUAAGACACCUUCCAUUCAUUACGUUAUCGCCCACGAGCACCCCCAACACAGUCACACCACCGGCCCAAAAAAGAGAUACCAAACGUAGGUAAGCUGAGCAAGCCCAGGGGCCCCCUGGAGCACCUUUCACAACCAUCAUUUACUUACUUAAAAGUAGCUUAUAAAUGUCUUUUUUUCACAUUUCCCUUAUCUUACAUUCUGAAUGGUUCUAGGUUCUUGUGCUCCAAUACUGAAUUUGAAUCGUUGAAUUUGAAUAUUUUGUUCAUAUUGGCAGUAUUGGCACUGUGAUUGCUGGCACCAGUAUACAAAUGAUCAAAAUUAAAAAUAGUUUCCCCGU
Messenger RNA from Acipenser ruthenus (sterlet), 3662 nucleotides. Its product is annotated as V-type immunoglobulin domain-containing suppressor of T-cell activation-like. Gene Ontology annotation, cellular component: plasma membrane. The transcript is spliced from 7 exons. The record is from RefSeq and is a predicted model, not a curated record. Lineage: Eukaryota; Metazoa; Chordata; Actinopteri; Acipenseriformes; Acipenseridae. Bases 255 to 1151 code for a protein of 298 amino acids. Gene Ontology annotation, biological process: regulation of immune response; negative regulation of CD4-positive, alpha-beta T cell proliferation; positive regulation of regulatory T cell differentiation.